Messenger RNA from Fukomys damarensis (Damara mole-rat), 445 nucleotides. RefSeq names its product RNA-binding protein 42-like. The record is from RefSeq and is a predicted model, not a curated record. The transcript is spliced from 2 exons. NCBI's taxonomy places the organism in Eukaryota, Metazoa, Chordata, Mammalia, Rodentia, Bathyergidae. Bases 140 to 418 code for a protein of 92 amino acids.
AGACAGCGUCCGUCGCUUUCGGUAAUACGUCAUCGGUGGGCGCCCGUCCUGACGAAGGUUGAGAGGGGACCGCAGGGGCGGUGGCGGCGUCAGCGGCUCGACCGAGGUGGUAGUAGCAGCGACAGCAGCAGCAGCAGCAAUGGCUGGGGCGGGGCCUGCCCCGGGACUCCCGGGUGCAGGAGGACCCGUGGUCCCAGGCCCUGGUGCCGGCAUCCCGGGCAAGAGCGGCGAGGAACGCUUGAAGGAAAUGGAGGCGGAGAUGGCCCUGUUUGAGCAGGAAGUUCUGGGGGCUCCAGUUACCGGAAUCCCAACUGCGGUGCCCACGGUCCCCACAGUAGAUGCGAUGCAGGUCCCAGCAGCUCCUGUGAUCCGCCCAAUUAUUGCAACCAACACAUACCAGCAGGUAAGUUUUAGCUAAGACAUUAAGUGGGGAGCGACAGUGCCU